Molecule: messenger RNA, 502 nt
Organism: Suillus clintonianus
Lineage: Eukaryota; Fungi; Basidiomycota; Agaricomycetes; Boletales; Suillaceae
Exons: 2
Source: RefSeq, a predicted model, not a curated record
ACCUCAAUUUGUCUGGGGGCAGGGGCUUGCUUCGUAAAGCCGUAAGCCGGGUUGAGGAGCACGGCACGCAUCUGGGCCAUGUUUGUCUUCGAGGUGAAGCGCCUCCUGCCUUCUUUGAAUGGCCAGCGGUCCUGCUGGCGCUUGACAAUCGCAACGAGAUCUUCGCGCCGCUUGUCCUGUAGGUCAUUGGCCUCAUAAGGUACCUCCAGCCUCACGCUCACGCAGCUCUCUUCUCGUUCCAUCCUCGUUUCCGUUAUCCAAUGUUGAUGAACAGCAGCGGUGGUCCUGUGGUUGUGGUUGUGGUCGUGGUGGUGAUGUGGGAGAGGUCAGUGGGAGAGAUCGAGAGCACCGGCACCCCUGUUCAUGAGGGAUUUCCGUUCCGUCCGAUGUCUUCGAUGGCGAAGUACAUGAUCGGGCGUGGUCUUAGAUGUAUUCCUGCCAAUCUGAGGUCACCACCGGCGCAUAUUUGGUGGUGUUGUCAGGCGUGGGAACGAGCCACCAG